AUGAAACGUCUCUUUCAUGCUGGAAUUUAUGAUAAACACUGGACAAUCAUUCAGAGUAUGCACACAAAUGCAACAAGUGCAGUUAAAUGGAAUGGCAAAACUUCAGAGCUAUUUAAUGUACUACAAGGAGUACGCCAGGGAGGGGUCCGAAGUACGGAUCUAUACAAGCUUUACAUCAAUCCUCUACUUAACAUGCUGGAAACAUCAAAUUUAGGAUGUAGAAUCGGAAAUAUACUCUGCAAUACUAGCGCAUGUGCAGAUGAUGUCGCACUCAUGAGCAAAAAGACGACCGAUAUGCAAGUACAAAUCAAUAUGGCAAACACUUUUGCUGGCAUGGAAGGAUAUAAACUACAGCCCCAAAAAAGCGUCGCUAUUAACAUCAAACCUAAGCCAUCAAAGAAAGACACGCUACUAGAAGAAUAUACAUUAAAUGAAGCUAUUAUGCCGAGAGUUGACUCAGCUAUGCAUUAA
This is a messenger RNA of Mytilus trossulus (common blue mussel), 471 nucleotides long. RefSeq lists its product as uncharacterized. The transcript has a single exon. The record is from RefSeq and is a predicted model, not a curated record. Bases 1 to 471 code for a protein of 156 amino acids. Lineage: Eukaryota; Metazoa; Mollusca; Bivalvia; Mytilida; Mytilidae.